This is a messenger RNA of Tarenaya hassleriana, 1011 nucleotides long. Its product is annotated as xyloglucan endotransglucosylase/hydrolase protein 2-like. Bases 55 to 933 code for a protein of 292 amino acids. The transcript is spliced from 4 exons. Gene Ontology annotation, biological process: xyloglucan metabolic process; cell wall biogenesis. Gene Ontology annotation, molecular function: xyloglucan:xyloglucosyl transferase activity; hydrolase activity, hydrolyzing O-glycosyl compounds. Gene Ontology annotation, cellular component: cell wall; apoplast. Lineage: Eukaryota; Viridiplantae; Streptophyta; Magnoliopsida; Brassicales; Cleomaceae. The record is from RefSeq and is a predicted model, not a curated record.
ACAAAACUUAUUUUCAUAUACAUACACUGCAGAUUAUUAAGAUAACAGAAGAUAAUGGAACAUGUUUUGAUAUUUUAUUCUAUGGCGUUACUCUUGAUAAUUGGGUCGGAUGCUGGGGUUCUUGUGGACAGAGGAAUCCACGAGAAUGGAAUUAGCUUUGAUGAUAAAUACGUUGUCACAUGGGGACAAGAUCAUGUUUUCAAACUCGGUCAAGGACAAGAAAUUCAACUCUCCUUGGAUCAACUUUCAGGCUGCGGGUUCGAAUCAAAGAGCAGCUACGGAUCAGGAUUCUUCCAAACGAGAAUCAAGCUGCCGGAUCAAAAAGAUUCCUCCGGCGUCAUCACAGCUUUCUACUUGACUUCGAAAGGGGAGAAUCAUGACGAGGUUGACUUCGAGUUCUUGGGGAACAGACAAGGGGACCCGAUAACGCUGCAGACAAAUGUGUUCGCAGAUGGCAAAGGAGACAGAGAACAGAGGAUUCUUCUGUGGUUCGAUCCUUCCAAAGACUUUCACUCUUAUUCCAUUGUAUGGAACCCUACCCAAAUCCUGUUUUAUGUGGAUGAGAUCCCCAUAAGGGUGUUCAAGAACAACAAAGACAAAGGAGUAGGCUUCCCGACCAAAGCAAUGCAGGUAGUAGGAAGCCUCUGGAACGGUACUUGGGCCUCAGGGAAGACCCAAAUCAAUUGGGCCUAUGCUCCGUUCUCGGCCCAUUUCCAAAGCUUCGACAUCCCCGGUUGCGCCGUCGACUCAAAUGACGGAAAUGCUCUCGGCACGUGCGGGUCCGCACAGGACUGGUGGAACGCGGGAAAGUACGUCGUGGGGCUGAGCGGGGGCGAGGAGAAGGAGUACCAGAACGUGAGGGCGAAGUACAUGAACUAUGACUACUGCGUUGACCGGUCUAGGUACCCAACUCCCCCGCCUGAAUGCGUUUGACGGAUAAGGGUAAUAUGGUAAUUGUAAUUUAUCGGGAAAUGUAAUGUGGGUGAUGAAUAAUAAUCUUGUGAAAUUUCA